UCCGCCGGGGUCACCCCCUCCCCUCGGUGGUAGCAGGAACUAAUUCCCCUUCGGGUCACCCGGGACCUCAAGGUGGAAAUUUCACGGCUCAGAGUUCCCUCUAACCCCUGGAAGAGGGAACAAUCACCCCAAGUUAGAAACACCCCGCCAAGUCACAAGUAGGGUUCGAUUUAAACCAGGGCCCUUGCCCCAUGACCCCAAUCAGGCCCCGCCCCUUCCUGGUUGUCUUAGCGACGGUGGUGGCGUCCCAAGAUGGCGUCGUGGUUGCCGGAGACUCUGUUCGAAAUUGUAGGACAAGGCCCGGCGCCGAGUAAAGACUAUUACCAGUUAUUGGUCACCCGGUCCCAGGUAACCUUUAGAUGGUGGAAGAUCUCUCUGAGGAGUGAGUAUAGAUCAACAAAACCUGGAGAAACAAAAGAAACUCAUGAAGACUUCCUAAGGAACUCACAUCUUCAGGUUCAAAUUGCCUUAAUAUUUGGUGCAAGAAUAUUAGACUAUGUCCUCAAUUUAUGCGAAGGUAAAUUUGACUUCCUUGAACGGCUCUCAGACGAUUUGCUCCUGAGAAUCCUUUCUUAUCUGGAUCUUGAAGACAUUGCCAGGCUUUCUCAAACAUCACGCAGGUUUGCAAAGUUGUGCACGUCAGGCAAACUGUGGGAGCAGAUCGUCCAGUCUGCCUGUGACCACAUCACCCCAGAAAUGAGAGCCUUGGCUCAGGAAAUGGGCUGGAGACAGAUGUUCUUCACCAACAAGCUGCAGCUCCAGCGGCACCUCCGCAAGAGGAUACAACAACAAGGAAGCCAGAGGAGCAGUGAGCUCUAGGGUCACACAUUCCUACCUGCAGGAGAGUUGAGGCACGGCUGUGUUUUCCAUCUGUGUCCAAACCUCUUCUGCUGCCUUUGAUUAAGAACUAAGGUUUUGUUGAUUCAAGAAGCCAUAGAGUACUUGCGCACAAAUGCAGCACACCGCCUCUGCUGGGCUUUGCCCGAACCACGGUCCCUGCCACAGGGAGGGUCAGAUCAUGGCCCCAGCACAGGGGCAGCAGGACAGGAGGCGCCCAUGCCCUGCCACCCAUCAGAAAAGAGGCUUCUGCUGUAUGGUAACAAACAAUAAAUGAUUAUUAGCA
Molecule: messenger RNA, 1123 nt
Organism: Orcinus orca (killer whale)
Lineage: Eukaryota; Metazoa; Chordata; Mammalia; Artiodactyla; Delphinidae
Gene: FBXO36
Product: F-box protein 36
Exons: 4
Coding region: 253-819 (188 amino acids)
Molecular function (GO): protein binding
Source: RefSeq, a predicted model, not a curated record